GAAAUGAUUCAGUGACGUCUGAGUCCCUCACAUGCACCCCCCAGAGAGAGGGGGACAAGUCCAUGGCUGCCUGAUGCUGACCAUAAAUACAGGACCCCUGGCAGGCUCAGCACCCCAGGGAGAUUGGCAAGUCAUGCAAUGCAGUGAUAUUUCUGCUGUAUGAGGGUGUUGGAUCACUGAGCAGUUCUACUCCUCCUGUAUGUCACCUGGGAGCACUUGUUGCGCUCUCCUGCCACAACGAAAAGGAGGAAACUACAAGCAAAUCUCAUCAAAGCCUCUCAAGAUGCACAAGUGCAACUGUCUGCUACUGGUAUCUCUAGUCCUGUGUGCUACAAUCUCACAGACAUUCGGACUAGUUUUAACAGGAAAAGAAAAACGCGGCUGGACGCUCAACAGUGCAGGAUACCUUCUAGGGCCACGUCGAAUUGAGCAGAUUUCACUGAUUAAGGAUAUUCCAAUGGGGAGAGAAGAAUCACCAGGGGAAUAUGCAGUAGAUAAUCAUAGAUCUUUCAGUGACAAGCAUGGAGCUGGAAAGCGGGAUCUGCUUACAGAAGAGGACACAAAGUCAGGCAACUUUAUAAGAACCCUGACUGAUGAAAAUGUUAUCCGCACAUUGAUUGAGUUUCUGACUUACCUACAUCUGAAAGAUUCUGGAGUACUGGACAAUUUAAAUACACCCAUGUCAUCAGAAGAAACGAAUCAGUAACAAAUUUGUAAUUGAUUGUAUAGCAAUGAAAUUUUCAGUAUGAACAUAAUUAUCCAAAAUGUUUAUUACUUUCAUGUAAUGUUCAUAAUGUUGCACUUAUAAAUAUAUACCUAUGAUAAAA
Xenopus laevis (African clawed frog) is the source of this 827-nucleotide messenger RNA. RefSeq names its product galanin/GMAP prepropeptide L homeolog (gene gal.L). Lineage: Eukaryota; Metazoa; Chordata; Amphibia; Anura; Pipidae. The record is from RefSeq and is a predicted model, not a curated record. The coding region runs from base 200 to 706 and encodes 168 amino acids. The transcript has 7 exons.